AUGGCCCGCUUCAACCUCUUCUAUUAUCUAUUCGCAGUCUUCGCGGUCCUCGCCCUCGUCGCAAAUGCGGCACCAACAUCCUCCGAGCCCAAUACCGGUAGUUUAGCUGGCAUGCCUGGCAUGGCUACCGAAUUCGAUCACGGCAGCAAUGCCAAUGACAAAGCCGACCAGACGCAGGACAAGCAGGUCAUGAGCGAUUCCGAGGCGGAGUAUAUGAGUGAGAUGGAGAAUGCGCUUGAAGCUGCUGCAAAGGCUGCUGCUAAGACUACCCCAAUUUCCGCCGGUCCAUCUCGUCCUACACCUAGCGUGCCAACGACGGCUCCUAGCCCGACUGCAGCUAAGCCAUCGCAGGCCAGUCCAUCGGCCUCUGCUGCCGCGGCAAAGCCACAGGGUAUGCUGUCUAGCUUGCCUCUUGUUGGGUCUUUGAUGGGCGGUUUGCCUAUCUGA
Talaromyces stipitatus ATCC 10500 is the source of this 447-nucleotide messenger RNA. RefSeq lists its product as uncharacterized. NCBI's taxonomy places the organism in Eukaryota, Fungi, Ascomycota, Eurotiomycetes, Eurotiales, Trichocomaceae. The record is from RefSeq and is a predicted model, not a curated record. The transcript has 2 exons. Bases 1 to 447 code for a protein of 148 amino acids.